Molecule: messenger RNA, 1926 nt
Organism: Elephantulus edwardii (Cape elephant shrew)
Lineage: Eukaryota; Metazoa; Chordata; Mammalia; Macroscelidea; Macroscelididae
Gene: LRRFIP1
Product: leucine rich repeat (in FLII) interacting protein 1
Exons: 25
Coding region: 1-1926 (641 amino acids)
Biological process (GO): regulation of transcription by RNA polymerase II
Molecular function (GO): DNA-binding transcription factor activity, RNA polymerase II-specific; RNA polymerase II cis-regulatory region sequence-specific DNA binding
Source: RefSeq, a predicted model, not a curated record
AUGGACAUGGGCACCCAGGGCUCGGGGCGCAAGCGGCUCCCCAACCGGGAGCGGCUGUCGGCGGAGGACGACGCGCUGAACCAGAUCGCGCGCGAGGCUGAGGCCAGGCUUGCUGCGAAGCGUGCUGCCCGCGCAGAGGCCCGGGAGAUCCGCAUGAAGGAGCUGGAGCGGCAGCAGAAGGAGAUCUAUCAGGUUCAAAAGAAAUAUUAUGGGCUGGAUACAAAAUGGGGCGACAUCGAGCAGUGGAUGGAAGACAGUGAACGCUACUCCCGCCGAGCCCGGAGAAACACCUCGGCCUCCGACGAAGAUGAGCGCAUGUCAGUGGGCAGCCGUGGCAGCCUGAGGUCCCAGGCUGACGUGGAGCUGGGGGCUGCCUUCGCCUGGACAAAUGGUUACGAUGGUGAGUUCUGUGGAUCGCAGCCCCUGAGCCGAAGAUCUGGCAGGGUCAAGUGCCAGCUGUCGGCCGCUAGACCCUCCAGCAGCCAGCGGGCUUUGGUGCCAGAUGAGAGCAGCCUUGGGGGCGCUCGGCGUGUCAGUGCCUCCGGCUCCCAUGCUCCCUCGGAGUACAGCGGCUACCUCAACUCCAGCUCCCGUGCCUCCUCCAGGGCCAGCUCGGCCCGCGCCAGCCCCGUGGUUGAAGAGAGACCAGAUAAAGACUUCACUGAGAAGGCAUCUCGAAACAUGCCCAGCUUGUCCGCAGCCACCCUGGCCUCUCUGGGAGGGACGUCCUCCCGGAGAGGGAGCGGGGACACGUCCAUCUCCAUCGACACCGAGGCCUCCAUUAGGGAAAUCAAGGAGCUCAAUGAGCUAAAGGACCAGAUUCAGGAUGUAGAAGGCAAAUACAUGCAGGGCCUGAAAGAGAUGAAGGACUCACUGGCCGAGGUUGAGGAGAAAUACAAGAAGGCGAUGGUUUCCAAUGCUCAGCUGGACAACGAGAAGAUGAAGUUCAUGUACCAGGUGGACACCCUCAAGGACAUGCUGAUGGAGAUGGAGGAGGAGCUGGCCGAGUCCAGGAGGCAGUACGAAGAGAAGAGUAAGGAGUUUGAGAGGGAGAAGCAUGCCCACAGUGUCCUGCGGUUCCAGUUUGCCGAGGUGCAGGAAGCCCUGAAGCAGAGACAAGAAAUGCUCGAGGAAAUCCGACAGCUACAGCAGAAACAGGCGAGUUCUAGCAGGGAGAUUUCUGAUCUUCAGGAAACUAUAGAGUGGAAAGACAAGAAGAUAGGGGCGUUAGAGAGGCAAAAAGAGUUCUUUGAUUCCAUAAGGAGCGAGCGUGAUGAUCUUAGAGACGAAGUAGUCCUGCUGAAAGAGGAACUGAAGAAACAUGGAAUAAUCCUCAACUCAGAAAUAGCUACCAACGGAGAGACUUCCGGACUUCUGAAUAACGUGAGCCACCAAGGGUCCACCAAGAUGUCAAAGGAAGAGCUCAAUGUCCUCAAGUCGACAGCAGACGGGGCCCUAGAUAUUAGGUUGAAAAAGCUGCUUGAUGAGCGGGAAUCCCUACUAGAACAGGUUAAGAAACUCAAAGGGCAGCUGGAACAGAAGCAGAGGAAUGGCAAGCUGGACAACCUUCGGCCUGAAGAUGAUGUCUUAGAAAAUGGAACAGAUGCACACGUCAUGGAUCUACAAAGGGAUGCCAACAGACAGAUCAGCGACCUCAAAUUUAAACUUGCAAAAUCUGAGCAAGAGAUAACUGCGUUAGAGCAAAAUGUAAUCAGGUUAGAGAGUCAAGUGUCCCGUUAUAAAUCGGCUGCUGAAAAUGCAGAAAAAGUAGAAGAUGAACUUAAGGCUGAGAAACGAAAGCUCCAAAGAGAGCUUCGCUCAGCACUGGACAAAACAGAAGAGCUUGAGGUCAGCAAUGGCCACUUAGUGAAGCGUCUGGAAAAGAUGAAGGCCAACCGGAGUGCCCUCUUGUCCCAACAGCAGUGA